Chrysoperla carnea is the source of this 1778-nucleotide messenger RNA. Its product is annotated as transmembrane protein 184C. NCBI's taxonomy places the organism in Eukaryota, Metazoa, Arthropoda, Insecta, Neuroptera, Chrysopidae. Bases 1 to 1365 code for a protein of 454 amino acids. The transcript has 8 exons. The record is from RefSeq and is a predicted model, not a curated record. Gene Ontology annotation, biological process: transport. Gene Ontology annotation, molecular function: transporter activity.
AUGUGUUGCAGUAAUUGGUUUUUAUUUUGUAAAAAUUGGAAAUUAUGGAUACGUCCAUUUGUCGUUAUUCUUUAUGUCUUAAUUAUAUUAACAUUUAUACCUGCAUUAAUUGUACAUGAACUACAGGAUGGUAUUAAAAAAAAGGAUUUAGGUCCAUUAGUUGGUGGUGGCUUUGUGUUACUUGCAUUACCAAUAUCAUGUUGGCAAAUAAUGCAACAUGUUGUUCAUUAUACACAGCCCCAUCUACAAAAACAUAUUAUUAGAAUAUUAUGGAUGGUACCAAUUUAUGCAUUAAAUGCAUGGCUAGGAUUAAUAUAUACAAAACAGUCGAUUUACAUGAAUAGUAUACGUGAAUGUUAUGAAGCAUAUGUGAUUUAUAAUUUUAUGAAGUAUUUGUUAAAUUAUUUAAAUAAUGAAUAUGAUUUAGAAGCAAGUUUAGAAACUAAACCUCAGGUUAAUCACUUUUUUCCAUUUUGUUUUUUAGCACCAUGGGAAAUGGGAAGAGAAUUUGUACAAAUGUGUAAACAUGGAAUUUUACAAUAUACCGUAUUCCGCCCAGUGACAACUAUUAUUUCAGUAAUUUGUGAAUUAUGUGGUGUUUAUGGAGAGGGAAAUUUUAGUGGUACUGUUGCAUUUCCAUACAUAGUUGCCAUUAAUAAUUUAUCACAAUUUGUAGCUAUGUACUGUCUAGUACUUUUCUAUCGUGCCAAUAGAGUUGAACUACGUCCAAUGAAACCUAUUGGUAAAUUUUUAUGUAUAAAGGCUGUUGUAUUUUUUUCGUUUUUCCAAGGUGUUCUUAUUCAAAUGGGAGUCUAUUUUGAUAUAAUUUCCGUCGCAUUUAAUACUGACAAUGAAAGCGGAGUUCGGGAAAUUGCCACUAGGCUACAGGAUUUUCUUCUGUGUAUUGAAAUGUUUUUCGCUGCAAUUGCACAUCAUUAUAGUUUUUCAUAUAAAGCAUUUAUAAAUGAAUUAGCUCCACAACAACCGUGUAUUCGAUCGUUUUUAGCAAUGUGGGAUGUCUCCGAUGUCGGUGGUGAUAUUCAAGAGUAUUUAGAAGUUGUUGGUAGUUCAUUAAGUCGUCGAAUACGUGGUCGCAGUAUGUAUUCAUUAGCAAAAGGUAGUGAAAUAUCUGAGAAUGCUCGAUUAGUUGGCUCAGCACCUGAACGUAUAGGUGUUCUGUAUGAGGGUUCACAACGAUAUAAUUCAUCAGAUGGUACAGAUACUUACAAAGAUGGCAGUGGCGGUAUGAGUAGUGAAUCUGGUACUUAUGGUUCACUCAGAAGUUCAACCAAUCAAAAUGAUUUAACACCUACGGUACAAAUAUCUGGAUCAUUUAAAUAUGAAGAUGAUCAUAAAAUGGUUUAAGGGUACUUAUUUUUUAUUUAAAAUUUAUGGAUUGUUUAUAAGAUAUUACAUUUUUCUGGGUGAUGGGGCAUCAUAUAUGAAAGAUAAAAUCUAAGGCGUUAGUCCUUAUAAACGCCGAGAUGUCAUUCAAUCUAUGGAACAAAUUAAGCUUAGAAGUUACCAAAGUUUUAGAUUUUUGUUUGUUUUAAAGUUAUGAUGCGAUCUAUGAAUAUCUUUAUCUAGAAAGAGUGCCUUUCUAAUAAAUAUGUAAUAACGGUAAGAGGAGUAAAUAAACUUCGAUAAUUGUGCAAUUUGAGGAGGUAGGUCCUUGGAGAAGAUUGUUGAAUAUUUAUUUGACAAUUCAUCUUGAGAAGAAUCUAAUAGCGUAUUUGUUAUCACACCUUUUUGGUUAAAAUAAUAAAACUUGCCAUUAA